GUUGACAAUGGGAAUUUUGAAAAAUGUCUUGCUUUGAUCGAAGAAGAAUGGUAGGAGAGUGAUAAUUAGCGCGUAUCGGUUGUGUAUAUACACCGCGGCGCCACUGAACUCCAGUGUAGCAACUCAUCUCGUAUUACGAUCGUAUCACGUCGUCGUUUCUUUACUCGUGUCUCGUGAAAGCUUAAUCCUAUCGUAAAAUGCCUCCGAAUUUGGACGAUUGCGUGAAAAUGGCGGAAUAAAAUGGCAGGACGUAGAUCGACUUUAAGCAAUGUCGAAUCCUUAUCGGGAUCAGGAAAUACUGAUCCUUUAAGAGAAUUAUUCGAAGCCUGUAAAACUGGUGAUCUUACGAGAGUUAAGGCGUUGGUUACACCAAAGACAGUUAAUGCACGAGAUACCGCUGGACGCAAGGCCACUCCACUGCACUUUGCAGCUGGCUAUGGGAGAAUAGACGUAGUAGAGUUUCUUCUUUCUGCCGGUGCAUCGAUUCAAGCAAGAGACGAUGGUGGUUUACAUCCACUGCAUAACGCAUGUUCUUUCGGACAUUCCGAUGUUGUAAGAUUGCUUCUUGAAGCAGGAGCUAAUCCUAAUACAAGAGAUAAUUGGAAUUAUACACCUUUGCAUGAAGCUGCCAUUAAGGGUAAGAUAGACGUAUGCAUAGUAUUGUUGCAACAUGGAGCUGAUGCAAAUAUUAGAAAUGCCGAGGGAAAGACUGCAUUGGAAUUGGCAGACGCUGCUACUAAGCCAGUUUUAACAGGAGAAUAUAGAAAGGAUGAACUUUUAGAAGCUGCAAGAUCAGGAAACGAAGAAAGAUUAUUACAGCUUUUAAAUCCACUUAAUGUCAAUUGUCACGCUAGUGACGGACGAAGAUCAACACCUUUGCAUUUAGCAGCUGGAUAUAAUAGAUCUAGAGUUGUACAAAUUCUUCUUCAAAAUGGUGCGGACGUACACGCAAAGGACAAAGGAGGACUUGUUCCCCUUCAUAAUGCUUGUUCUUAUGGACAUUUCGAAGUAACAGAAGCACUUCUUAAACAUGGAGCCGCUGUAAAUGCUAGCGAUUUAUGGGCAUUUACACCAUUGCAUGAAGCCGCUAGUAAAUCCAGAGCAGAAGUUUGUUCUUUACUUUUAAGCGAAGGUGCAGAUCCAACUCAAUUGAAUUGUCACAGCAAGAGCGCUAUCGAUGUUGCACCUACCGUAGAAUUACAAGAAAGAUUAGCAUACGAAUAUAAAGGCCAUUGUUUAUUGGACGCCUGCAGGCAGGCUGAUCCAACUAAAUUGAAAAAGUAUUUGUCUCAGGAUGUUGUCAAUUUUAAACAUCCAUAUACCGGGGAUACGCCAUUGCAUUGCGCGGUUGCAUCGCCUUAUCCAAAACGAAAACAGAUUAUUGAAAUUUUGAUUAGAAAAAAUGCUGCCAUGAAUGAGAAAAAUAAAGACUUUCUUACGCCUUUACACGUGGCUACUGACCAUUCGCAUUACGAUGCAAUGGAUAUAUUACUUAGGCAUAAUGCUAAAGUAAAUGCAUUAGAUGGCCUAGGACAAACUGCUUUACACAGGUGCGUUAGAGAGGACAAUGUGCAAGCAUGUAGAAUAUUGUUAUCGUACAACAUCGAUCCUUCAAUUGUAUCUCUUCAAGGUUAUACGGCGGCACAAGUUGCCGCGGAAAAUGUUUUAAAAAUAUUACAAGAUCCACCUAGUGGAACCGACGACGCUGAAGCACAGCUUUUAGAAGCUAGUAAAUCCGGCGAUUUGAAUGCUGUAAAAAGAAUUUUACAAACAAAUCCACAUGCCGUAAAUUGUCGCGAUUUAGAUGGCCGACACUCUACACCUCUGCAUUUUGCAGCAGGUUUUAAUAGAGUGCCCGUCGUCGAAUACCUUUUGGCACAUGGUGCGGAUGUGCAUGCCAAAGAUAAAGGCGGAUUGGUGCCCCUUCACAAUGCUUGCUCUUAUGGUCAUUACGAAGUAAUAGAAUUAUUAGUAAAACAUGGCGCAUCAGUGAAUGUCGCAGAUUUGUGGAAAUUUACUCCCCUUCACGAGGCCGCGGCUAAAGGUAAAUGCGAAAUCGUUCGAUUGUUAUUAAGGCACGGCGCAGAUGCAACUAAAAAAAAUAGAGACGGAGCAACUCCUCUUGAUCUAGUAAGAGAAGGGGACCAAGAUGUUGCAGAUUUAUUAUGUGGAAAUAGUGCCCUUUUGGAUGCCGCAAAAAAAGGGAAUCUAGCCAGGGUGCAAAGGCUGGUUACGCAAGAUAACAUCAAUUGCAGAGAUACCCAAGGUCGGAACAGUACGCCUUUACAUUUUGCUGCGGGUUAUAACAACUUAGAGGUAGCAGAAUUUUUGCUAGAAAGAGGAGCGGAUGUAAACGCACAAGAUAAGGGUGGCUUAAUACCUUUACAUAAUGCUUCAAGCUAUGGACAUUUGGAUAUAGCGGCAUUACUUAUUAAAUAUAAUACAAUAGUAAAUGCAACUGACAAAUGGGGCUUUACACCACUCCAUGAGGCUGCACAAAAAGGAAGAACACAAUUGUGUGCUCUUUUAUUAGCACACGGUGCCGAUCCUUUUCUUAAAAAUCAAGAAGGACAAAGUCCAGUAGAUUUAGCGAGUGCGGACGAUGUACGUUGUUUGUUGCAAGAUGCUAUGGCUUCCCAGCAAGUAGUGCCGUCUGUACCAUCGGGUAAUAAUGGCGUUGGUCUUGGGAUUAACAUUAAUGGGAAUGGUGGUAGUACUAUUAAUAGUAGACCACCUAGUAUCGUUGCCGUACCAGUAACUCCACCACCACCGCUUACUCAAGAAACAGUUAUUAUGCCUUCUGGAGCUGCAAUGACUUUAUGCGUUCCGUUAGCUCGGCCAUCGUCUUGUCUAAGCCCAAUGCCACCAUCUGAUUCGAAUUCUGAAAGAGAAUCUAAAGAUAUGUGCAAAGAAAAUAAUAGUUCGAACAUUACGACCGUAGCGGGCUUCCUUCAAAGUCUUGGAUUAGAACAUUUACUCGAAUUAUUUGAAAGGGAACGUAUUACGUUGGAUAUAUUGGCGGAAAUGUGUCAUGAAGAUUUGAAACAAGUUGGCGUAACUGCUUAUGGAUAUAGGCAUAAAUUAAUUAAAGGAAUGGAAAAAUUAUUAACCACCGCCACGGGAACACUAUGGCAACCGUCCAUUACUCCUGGUACAUUGUUAGUGGAUUUGUUGACCGAGGAUAAAGAAUUUUUAGCUGUGGAAGAGGAAAUGCAAAGUACCAUUAGACAGCACAGAGAUAAUGGACAUGCCGGUGGUAUCUUUUCACGGUAUAACAUUGUCAGGAUACAAAAGGUUCAAAAUCGGAAAUUGUGGGAACGUUAUGCCCAUAGAAGACAAGAAGUAGCUGAAGAAGUUGGUGCAGCUGCUCCAGCAUCGCCUGGAACAGGUCCUAGAUCCACACCAAGUUCUGCAGUUCCUCAAGCAAAUGAAAGAAUGUUAUUUCAUGGUAGUCCCUUUAUAAAUGCAAUUGUACAGAAAGGUUUCGACGAAAGGCAUGCAUAUAUCGGCGGUAUGUUUGGUGCUGGGAUAUAUUUUGCAGAGCACAGUAGCAAAAGCAAUCAAUAUGUGUAUGGUAUAUGCGGAGGUACUGGGUGUCCUUCUCAUAAAGAUAGAAGCUGUUACAUCUGUCACAGGCAUUUAUUACUUUGUCGAGUUACCCUGGGUAAAUCGUUCCUACAAUUUUCUGCAAUGAAGAUGGCUCAUGCACCGCCUGGUCAUCAUAGUGUAAUGGGUAGACCAUCCCAAGGUGGUUUGGCUUUCCCUGAAUAUGUUGUGUAUAGAGGAGAACAAGCAUACCCUGAAUACUUAAUAACAUACCAAAUUGCAAGACCUCAACAAGAAAGUGGUGGAAGUGAAAGUGUUGAGGAACGGUGAUCAGAAGAGCCAGGCCCUGCAGCAAGAUUACGAAGCUUAUGUUGCUGCCAGAGACCAAGAACACACGGUACCUUGUCUUAGAACUGAUUAUGACUUUAUUCAUUGUAUUCAAAUUUCUUUGAUUGAAUCAACAAAUGUUAUCCAUGAUAACGAUAAUCCAAUUGACUAUAAGAACUGAUACAGGCAUUUAAUUUUCAGUAUAUUUUAAUUAUUAUUAUUAUUAUAUAUAUAUAUAAACAUACAAAUUCACAUGUGCAUUGAGAAUUUGCAUUAGAACAGAUAUAUUUUCCAACAGUAUUAUAAUUAAAAAUUUAUUCCUUAUUUAUAUAUAUGGAUAUCUUUAUUGGGGGUGGGUGGGGAGGGGGGGGGAGUAUUAUAUUUUAGACUAAACAUUUUGAUUCUGAAAAGUAUUUAAAAUAUGAGACAAUAUGAUAAAUAAAUUUUCAACAGAUUGUCUUCUUAAGUAUAUUUUUUUUAUCAAAUGGUAUGAUAAUAAAUGCAUCAAGAUAAAAAAAUAUAUUCAAUAUGCAAUACCUUAUAUAUGGAGGGUGAGAAAGCAUAAAUUACGAUUUUUUAUAUACACACACAUAUAUAUAAAAUUAGAAACAUAAUAAAUGUGUUUAUAUAUAUAUAUUCGAAAUCAUACAUGUAUUCAUUCUUUUCUUUUUUACUUGUGAAACAGUUUCUCUUAAAAUUUUGUUACUCGAUUUCGAAACUGUAAUUUGAUAUACUCUUCUGGGAUAAAUUAUUAAGAAAUUUCAGUUCCUCUAUUUAUAUGAAAUUAAUUUAUGUAAAAAUGUAUUAUAUAUAUACAUAUAUAUAUGUAUAUAUAUAUAUCUGUUCUCGUGUAUAUAAUUUCUUAGUUCACAUUGUGAAUUGUAAGUAAAAUUCAUUUCAUCUAAUCUUAAAUUUGAGAACUAAAAAAAAUAUUGUUUCUCUCUCUUUCUCUCUCUUUCUCUCUCUCUCUCUCUCUCUCUCUCUCUCUCUUUCUUAUUAGUAUUAUUAUUUAUUAUAUAAUAUUUUUUUUACGAUAUGCAUUUAAUUAACUAUCUAAAAUCGUCGUUUAAGCAUCAUCGUAGUCCUUUUAUAACGUACGUUUAUUAAAGAAAAAUAUGAAUAUUUGAAACUCUAAUUUGAAUGAUUGAAAUGAGUUGAUUCCUUUACUUUUACUAACACACAACUCUGUAAAUAUAUUAAUCAGUUUUAUUCUAUCCUAUCCUCUUUGGAGAAAGGAUGAAAUAAAUAAGUCUGUUAAGAUGUAGGAGAAAGAGAAAUGUCUUAAAGGGGGGAGGGGAAAAAAAAGAAAAAAGAAACAAAAACAAAAAAAAAAAAGGAAUGAGAGACAUUAUAAUCCUAGUAAUGGAAUUGAGAUACUUAUAUGUCAAUAUAAUUCUAUUUCAUAGAACACAUGAAAUGAAUCUAUUUAUUGUUUUCUAUAAGAUUCGACUGUCUAUUGCGAAUAACGUAGAUUUAUUUUAAAUUAAUUAAUUGUUUAUAGUUACAAAAAUUCCACUUUACAAUGUGUGAUACCAAUAAUACGAGGAUUAACGAUUAAUUAAUCGGGUUGUGAUCGCGAAGCUUGCUUGAAAUUUCCGCCACUGAAAAAACUUCCUCUGAUCUCACACACAACACAUUGAAAGUUUAUUCGUGUGUAAUACUAUUAUUACUACUAUUACUACUGCUACUACUAUUACUAGUACUAAUACUAUUACUAUUACUACAACUACUACUACUACUAUUACUACUACUACUACUACUACUUCUGUACAUAUUUAAGAAGCGUCUGAAAACUGGUGAAAGUCUCUAUAAGUAUAUAUACACAUCAUAUAAAAUAAAAAUAAAAAUAAAAAGUGCAGUUCCAUUGUAAUAUGCAUAAAGAGAAUAAGAUUGCGGGCGCGUACAGACAUGUAUUAUACGUCAAGCAGCAAAUACAUUUUGUUGCAAUUAUGUCCACCAUCGAUAGCUUCCUUUUUAGGUGACGGUGAUAUUUUUAUCUCUACAAAUGUAUAGUAUAUAUAUAAUAUAUAUAUAUAUAUACACACACACAUAUAUAUACUAUAUAUAUAUAUAUAUAAGCGUUUGCCAAAUGCGCGAUAAAGCCGGUCCAGUAAAUCCAAUUUUUGUUGUAAUAUUUUAUUUAUAAAUCUUGACUGAUUUAAAAAUAAGCCAAGGAAACAUCGAAAAUACUUGUGUACAAUCAUUUUUAUCUAAUUUCUUUUUAAAAUUAUAAACAACAGAGAAAAAAAUAAAUUUUCUCUUUCCUCAAGGAUUUCCUUUUACGAGAAACGCAAUAAUAUUUAUCUCGAUGUUAUGACCAAAAAAAUAAUGACCAAAAAAAAAAAAGCAAAGAAAAAAGAAAUAGCGUAAACUUUUGAAUAUUUCAUAAACAUUUGAUUUUAAUUCUUAUGGAUUUUGUAUAAAAUAAAACGAAUUUAUUAUAAUCCGUUUCAAAUACAAAAAAGUAAAUCCACGAGGAACGAAAUUUUCAAAAGUUAUGUUAUAAAAGUCAACGUUAAUUAACAAAAUCUAUGAUAUGAAAAAAAUAAUUGUGUAAUUUCUUUUUUGGCUCAAAGUGCUCACCUUUGACAUACACAUAGACACACACAGAUUAUAUUCUGUAAUAAAAUAAUAAGACCUAUGACUCCUUCCGAAGAUGAAUGAAAUAUUCGAGAGAGAAGUCAACCUUUAUAUAUUAUUAUAAUAAUUUCUUUCUAUAUAUAUAUAUAUAUAUAUAUAUAUAUAUAUAUAUAUAUAUAUAAUUUCGAGGAAUAAAAUGACACGUCUUACAAUUAUUUCGUUAGAAAUAUUUAUAUAUGAAAUAUUUUGUCAAAAAUGCAAUCACAAACUUACAAAUAAUGUUUUUGUCCAAAUGAUAAAUAUAUUUAUUUUCGUGAGACAUGUAAGAUGUGUUCAAAAGAAAAAUCUCUAUAUGUUCAAAAAAAAAAAAAAAAAAAAAAAAAUAAGAUUAAUUUUUAGAAUUUAUAAGAAAUAGAAAAUAUGAAUUUUCUUGAUUAUACGCAAUGACGCGUGUAUAAUAAUAAUUAUAUAAAGUUCUCAAUAAUACAGGAGGAUAUUUGUAAUUGAAAAAGAAAAAGAAAAAAAAAAAAAAA
Molecule: messenger RNA, 6986 nt
Organism: Vespa mandarinia (Asian giant hornet)
Lineage: Eukaryota; Metazoa; Arthropoda; Insecta; Hymenoptera; Vespidae
Gene: Tnks
Product: tankyrase
Molecular function (GO): NAD+ poly-ADP-ribosyltransferase activity; protein binding
Source: RefSeq, a predicted model, not a curated record